AUGGGACAGAACAUCUCCAAGUUGAUGAACAAGAUCUUCGGAUCGAAAGAAAUGCGUCUAUUGAUGCUGGGGUUGGAUGCCGCGGGGAAGACCACAAUCCUCUACAAGCUCAAACUCGACACGGACGUCACCACGAUCCCCACCGUCGGCUUCAACGUCGAGACUGUCACGUAUAAGAACACGAAGUUCAAUGUGUGGGAUGUGGGAGGGCAGGACAAGAUCCGGCCGCUGUGGAGACAUUACUUCUCGGGUACCCAGGGCCUUAUCUUCGUCAUUGACAGCAACGACCACGACAGGAUAGACGAGGCGAGGAGUGAGCUGGCAAGAAUCAUUCAGGAUCGAGAAAUGAAAGAUGCGCUGUUGUUGGUGUUUGCGAACAAGCAGGAUAUCCCAGGAGCAAUGCGACCCAAAGAAGUCUCAGACGCUUUGGACCUCACACGGAUAGCCAAAGACCACACCUGGAAAGUCGAGCCCAGCUGCGCAACGACAGGCGAAGGCAUCUUCGAAGGCCUCGCCUGGCUGAGCAGCAACGUCAAGCUGCCCUCCAACAAGUGA
Zasmidium cellare ATCC 36951 is the source of this 555-nucleotide messenger RNA. RefSeq lists its product as uncharacterized. The record is from RefSeq and is a predicted model, not a curated record. Gene Ontology annotation, cellular component: cytoplasm. The transcript has 3 exons. The coding region runs from base 1 to 555 and encodes 184 amino acids. NCBI's taxonomy places the organism in Eukaryota, Fungi, Ascomycota, Dothideomycetes, Mycosphaerellales, Mycosphaerellaceae. Gene Ontology annotation, molecular function: GTPase activity; GTP binding. Gene Ontology annotation, biological process: vesicle-mediated transport; intracellular protein transport.